This is a messenger RNA of Thunnus maccoyii (southern bluefin tuna), 6564 nucleotides long. Its product is annotated as tyrosine-protein phosphatase non-receptor type 14-like. NCBI's taxonomy places the organism in Eukaryota, Metazoa, Chordata, Actinopteri, Scombriformes, Scombridae. Gene Ontology annotation, cellular component: cytoskeleton. Gene Ontology annotation, molecular function: protein tyrosine phosphatase activity. The record is from RefSeq and is a predicted model, not a curated record. Gene Ontology annotation, biological process: lymphangiogenesis; protein dephosphorylation. The transcript is spliced from 20 exons. Bases 708 to 4589 code for a protein of 1293 amino acids.
UCUCUCUCCUGUCCUGAACGCCUCCAUUGGACUAGAGGGACCACUACUAUAAACAUACCAAACGUCCCAGCGAGAGAAGAAGACCACGUCGUUGUUAUCCACGGCCAAGUUGGAGAACUAUUAUGACUGUUUUUCCUGCUUUUUGCGCUCGUGAAAAACUCCCCAAAAAACCAACAGAAAACUUGAAACAGCAACGGGACUGAGUCUGCGACUUCCUUUGCGACUUUUUUUUUUUUUUGUUCUAAGGGUUGCGCUCAUAUGAUUCAAGAAUCUAUAAAGAUUUUGUUUUCCAUGUGGGGACUUAGGAAAAAAGACGUAAUGAGGAUUAUCUGUUUGCUGUGAGGUUCAACGCCGUCGAGCGAAGAGGAGUUUCUCUAGCGGGGAGCAGAAAUCGGCAUGUAGCGCAGGAUCAAGGCACCCCGUUCAUCCUCCUCCUCCUCAUCGUCCCUUCUCCUCCUCUCCGGACAUCUUUGGGAAUGGGCCAGCGCCUUGCCAGGGUGCAUCUCUCCACCCGGUGGUGUGGCUGGCGUCGUGCGAGAGUGAGGGGGGCAGCGGUCAGGUCAUAGAGCCUGCCUACCCCUCUCUCUCUCUCUCUCUCUCUCUCUUUCUCUCUCUCUCUCUUUCUCUCUCUCUCUCUGCUUGCUCGCUCCCAAAGUGACUUUUGACCUUCGACUCAGCCGUGACCCCGCCCUGACCUCCCGUCAGCCAUGCCCUUCCGACUGAAGCUGCGGCGCACACGGCGCUACAACGUCCUGAGCAAGAACUACUUUGUGACUCGGAUUCGUCUGCUGGACAACAAUGUGAUUGAAUGCACUCUGUCAGUGGAGAGUACGGGACAGGAAUGUCUGGAGGCGGUGGCCCAAAGGCUGGAACUGCGGGAGACCCAUUACUUCGGUCUGUGGUUCCAAGGAAAGACCCAGGCCCCGGCCCAGCGCUGGGUGGAGCUGGAGAAACCCCUCAAGAAGCAGUUGGACAAGUUUGGCAAUGAGCCGCUGCUCUUCUUUGGAGUUAUGUUCUACGUACCCAGUGUCUCCCGGUUGGAGCAAGAAGCCACCAGGUAUCAGUAUUACCUGCAGGUGAAGAAGGAGUUGCUUGAUGGACGUCUCCACUGCACAGUAGAGCAGGGGAUCAGACUAGCUGGCCUAGCAGUACAAGCUGACUUUGGAGACUUCACUCAGUUCAUGUCUCAGGACUUCCUCAGGGAGUACGUGCUCUUUCCAGUGAACUGGCAUAAUGGAGAAGAGGUGCUGGAGGAGUGGACUCAGAAAGUUGCUGAGGAGCACAAGAGUCACUGUCGAAUGCAGGCAGCUGAAGCAGAGCUGCUGUAUAUCAAGGAGGUAGAGAAACUGGAUGGCUUUGGCCAGGAGAGCUUUCCUGCUAAGGACAACUACACCAACGAUAUAUUCAUUGGCGUGUCCUUCAUUGGAGUGUUUGUCAAACACCGAAAUGGCAGAUCCAUCAUGCUCCACAAGUGGAAGGACAUUGGUACCAUCGCACACAACAAGUCAGCCAUCACAGUGGAGAUAACAAGCAGAGAUGACACCAUCAUUUUUCACAUGGAGGAUAUGGAAAUGGCCAAGUACAUCGCUCGCCUUUUCACGGCCAGACACAAGUUCUACAAACAGAACAAGAUCUGUGCAGAGCCGACUCACUCACCUGCACCACUCAGGAGGCGACCCACCUGGACCCACCGCCUCUCUCUGCCGCGGCCCCAGUCCUGUAACUUCCAGACAAUGCAUUCCCAGUAUGGAGAGCAUUACCAGGACACACAGAGCUCUCAAGACAGCAUCUUCCAUGACGACCCCUACUACAAGUCAGAGACCAGUCUGGACCACUGCCCGGUGGACUUUCCCUUUCGUAACGGCACUGUGCCCAAUGGAAGCAUGUACAGCAGCCCCAGCCUGAGCUCCCUCAAUCAUUCCCAGACUUUCGUCCCACCCUCGCCCAUGUCCUCCAACCUCAGCAUCCCUGGCAGUGAGCUCAUGCGCCCGGACUACAUCCCCAGCCACCGCCACAGCGCCAUCAUUGCUCCGUCCUACCGACCCACGCCCGAGUACGAUGCUGUUAUGCGGCAGAAGCGGCGCAUGCUCCCAGCUCAUCAUGACCUCCACAGCCAAUCGCUGCGUAGUCUGAACAUCAGUAAUGCCUGUGCUUACCGCCAGCCUGAGGCUCUGGUGUACAGCCAGCCAGAGAUGAGGGAGAGGGCCCCUUAUCAUGGCCUUGGGCCCAGCCCAGGACCUUAUGCCCCACAGAUCAGCUACAGUAAGCCAGUGUCCCAUGGCCCCCAUCAGGGAGGACCAGCCAGCAGCCAGGGGCCCUGUCAUUCACCCUGCAUUAAUGGAGGUGGAGGCAGUGGUGGUGGUGGAGGUGUAGGAAGCUCAAUCUCUCACACUGUCAGCACACCUGAGCUGGCAAAUACCAAACAACAGGGGGCAAACGCGGGAAGCUAUGCAGCUACAGCUAACAUGCUGAGAAACCACAUGUCACGGCCUCCUCCACCUUACCCUUCCAGCUCCUUCCGCCCGGCCACCAGCACACCGGACCUGGCCAGCCACCGUCACCGCUGCAUCGGGGGCAGCAGUCCGGAGCUGGUUACCCGCAUGGUACAGCUGUCAGUCAAGACCUUCCAGCCGGACAGCUCAGCCGUGGUGCACCAAUCCCUGCAGGAGGUUAGUGAACCGUUAACUGCUGCUGCUAAACACCGCUCCACCCUGGGUAAGAGACACAGCAUGGAGGUGAUCAGCAGCAUGAGAGGAGUAGGAGGUGGGAUGGAGGGCAUGGUGAUGAAGGGCAUGAAUGCUCCGCUUCAUCGGAGGAAUACACUCAGAGAACAUGUGAUGCCCCCUCAGCCUCAGUCCAUGUCUCAGCCUCAGCCUCAGCCCCAAACCCCUCAGCCACAACCCCAACCUCCACCUCAGCAGCCAAAAGAGUUGCCUAUGCAGAUGCCUGCCCAGAAAGCACAAGAAACGUCUGUAACGCCACCGGGGCCCGUGGCCUACCAGCAUCAAAAGACUCUCUCCAACGCUACCAUGCUGAUCCACAGCAGUGAGAGUGAAGAAGAAGAGGAGGAGGAAGAGGAGAGUCCUGAGUUGGAUGUUCAAAUCCCAGGUCUCAAUGAGGAAAUCAGCAUCAGUGCUCAGCUACAGGCUGCUCUGGCUAAGCUGCCCAACAAACCCCCUCCAGAGUACCCUGGUCCUCCCAGACCUCCUAGCAAUGCUCAGAUUCGUGCCCACACCCACAAUCACAACCACACCCACCACCGCAACCAUAAUCAAGGACCACAGGGCAACCAGGGACCAAUGGACCCAAGCCAGGCCCAGGGCCGGGCACUCAAACCCGGGCACAGCCAGGGUGGUUGCGGGCCUGGAGGUGGUGGUGGUGCAAGUGCUGGUGGGACACUGACCAGAGGGGACCAGGGUGGGGUGAAUGGAGCCGUUUUAGGCCCAUCUAUUUCAGAACCGGACCUGACCAGUGUGAAGGAGAGGGUGAGGAAGGAGCCGCUCAAAGAGAGGCCAGUGUCGGAGAUGUUCUCCUUGGAGGACAGCAUAGUGGAGAGGGAAAUUGCUCAGAGGACGCUGGAAAGGCAGAAGAUGUCAGUGGACUCCAUGAAGAGACCGCUGAUGAUGGCCGCCCUCAACGGCCUCUACGUAGCCCGAAUGCCUGUCCCAGAGUGUCCCGGGGAGGAAGGUGCCAAGGCUGCUACAGACGAACGGUGUAAGACCUUGGAGUUGAAGCUGGAAGAGGAACGAGUCUUCACUGAGUAUGAGCAGGUGCUCAAGAAGAGGGCAGACUGUGUUCUCACCACGGCAACCCUGCCUGAAAACACAGAGCGCAACCGUUUCCGUGACGUCGUUCCGUAUGAACAAAAUCGGGUUGAACUUGUACCCAACAAGGAGAACAACACAGGCUACAUCAAUGCCUCGCAUAUCAAGGUGAUGAUCAGAGGGGAGGAGUGGCACUACAUUGCCACCCAGGGUCCUCUCGCCAGCACCUGUGCCGACUUCUGGCAGAUGGUCUGGGAGCAAGGGGUCAACGUCAUCGCCAUGGUUACAGCCGAGGAGGAGGGUGGCAGGUCCAAGAGUCACCGCUACUGGCCCAAACUGGGCUCUAAACACAACUCGGCCACUCAUGGCAAAUUCAAGGUGACAACCAAAUUUCGCACCGACUCAGGCUGCUACGCCACCACAGGGUUAAAGGUCAAACACCUGCUGUCUGGCCAGGAGAGGACGGUCUGGCACCUGCAGUACACUGACUGGCCUGAGCAGGGCUGUCCUGAAUAUGUCCAGGGAUUCCUCUCCUACCUUGAGGAAAUCCAGUCUGUGAGGAGACACACCAACUCCAUGCUGGACACCUCAAAGAGCCUCAAUCCUCCUGUGGUGGUGCACUGUAGUGCCGGGGUGGGUCGCACUGGAGUGGUCAUCCUUACUGAGCUCAUGAUCAGCUGCCUGGAGCACAAUGAGCCAAUGGAGGUUCCCACCAUGUUGUCAGAGCUGAGGCAGCAGAGGAUGCUGAUGGUGCAGACUAUCUUGCAGUACAAGUUUGUCUACCAGGUCCUCAUCCAAUUCCUUAAAAACUCCCGCCUCAUCUGAGCCCGGGCUCCUGCCCUUUGACCUUACAUGACGCAGUAGAUGUCAACAAUGGUACUUAAAAUAAGUGUAAGGACUGUAUGACAGAUCCAGUAUAACUAAUAGCUGGUUGGAAGCAGAUGCAGAGUCAGAAACAACUCAGUUUUUACAUUGAGUUGUCUAUGUGGCAGUUUAUGGUUUUGGAAAUUCCGGUGGAUUCAUGUAUAAACUCACCUCAAGGGAGGAAAGGAUUUGUUUAGGCCUGUAUAGAAAUUGGCAACCAUUUCUCCCAAUCAAGUUAUUAAAUUUUUCCCCCCCGGGUUUUAAUCUUGGACCUGGUCCUUCUAUGUGGAGCGUGCACAUUUGUGCAUUUUCUCCAUGCAGGUCAGGUGAAUAAGCAGCUUGUCUUGCCCGCAGGCAUGAAUGUGUUUGUCUGUCUAUGUCUUGAGAAAUCAGAAUCUCAGUUACAGUUUGGACAAUUUUCUUGCCUGCUACAUUUCUCAUUAUUCAGCCAUUAUUAGAAAUGGCACAAUGCUGUAUGAACAGUAGGUGGCAGCAGUAUUAUUAGUAUACUCUAUACUCUGAAAGAGUUUGCCCAACAAAAGUAUUCUUGAAAUCACUGUUCUAAAAUGGUCCUUUUAUUUUUAACAGAGUGAUUAAUACAGCAAAUAUUUACUUCAACAUUGUUAAAAAUGUUUUUUUUUUAUUUAUUUCUCUCAGAUUGUGGUCACCUUUGCCAUUGAAUGGAGUAUUGACAAGCAUGUAAAUCCUUUUUAUUUCACCUUUUGAACUUGUCUUACUUUUUACAAUUUUUUCUGUAUAACCUUCCUUGUGAAUAUCAUAAGGAUUGCUCCCAUUUUCCUUCUGAAGUUGCCUUAUUUGAUACAUUUCUAGUAAGAUCCCUCUUACACAUGCACACACACUCAAAGUACAUUUCAACAAUUACUUAUUUCAAUCUUCAGUCACAGUUUCUUGUGAUCAAAAAGCGUCCACCACAUCUCUUACCCAAAAGCGUUUCAAAACUAUAAACAGCAUUCAGUCCAAUGAAUUGGAAUCAGAGAUUUCACUGUUUACAUGUGCAUUCAAUGGAGAACUGUGUCCUUAUACAGCAAACGCUGUAUAUACUGUAUCAUUGUGCCUUAUUGAAAUAUGUAACAAGGAGAAGCUGCCUGGCUGAUAUAUCUAUCCUUGUUUUAGGGUUUUGGAUGAGUUUGGUAAACUAAAUUCCAUUUUUACCUCCUAAGAUGAAAUAUUUGAAUCAGUAUUUAAUAGUCUGUGUUUUGUCAUAAGAACAACUUAAACAUUUCAAAUCAUUUACAUAACGCUCAGGUAAGAGAAUGCUGAUGUCUUGGUUUUGUUUUUGAAGGAAAAUGGUAUCAAAGUGACACAACUGUCUUUCUGUCCAUUUCUAACAAUCUGAUCCAAACCCAAAAGAUGACUGUGUUGCCAUGUUCCUAAAUCCUGUUUAUAAAGUGACACUCUGAAGAAUCUCCUUUUACAUGUUACGUUAAAUAUACUGUUUUAUUUUUCUGAAUGAUCCAUGAUGCAAAGCCAGUCAUGUCCAAAGUAACUUUUGUACAUACAGUAAUGGGCAUGUGAGAAAGGAUUUCUACAAAUGUUUUAUAUAAUUUCUUUUUUUUUUUUGACUUGGUACCCGAAAAAUACCGCAACAUAAUUAACUAUGCAUGCAUUUUUAUAUUUCAAUGUAUAUAUUCUCAGAUAAGUAUAAGCUUUAUGCUCUCUUGACAUAUAAGUGUUUUGUUGCACUUCUGUUCUCUUUGUGACAGUAUUUUCUCACACGGCAUUCCACUGUUUGUUUAUAUUUAAUUUUUUCCCCCUUCAUUUGUUUUUGGCAAAACUCCCAAAUACCUUUCAAAGUAUGUGUACAUAUGUUUUGUAUAUGCGUUUUCAGUGCAUCAAGUCUGUUGUUUUUCUCUCCCCAGACAUGUAUGAAACUGUCGUACUUGCUUAUUAUGCAAUAAAGCCUUAUUUUCUUUAA